Glycine soja is the source of this 518-nucleotide messenger RNA. RefSeq names its product heavy metal-associated isoprenylated plant protein 47-like. The transcript is spliced from 3 exons. NCBI's taxonomy places the organism in Eukaryota, Viridiplantae, Streptophyta, Magnoliopsida, Fabales, Fabaceae. The coding region runs from base 104 to 340 and encodes 78 amino acids. The record is from RefSeq and is a predicted model, not a curated record. Gene Ontology annotation, molecular function: metal ion binding.
UAUAAGUGUACGCGUGAUGGUGAAUAAUCGUACUUCUAAGUUCUAAUUAAGAAGAAUCCGAACUUAAUAUUGAGCUCUUUAAUUUCACUAAUUUGAGGAAAACAUGACUAUGAAGCAAAAGAUCGUAAUUGAGGUGCCACUCCACUGUGAGAGGUGCAAGAAGAAGAUUAUGACCAUAUGCACUAUGGCAGAUGGUGUCACUUCGGUUACUUUUCAAAGGGAAGAGAAAGAAAAAGUGGUUAUUAUAGGAGAAGGAAUAGAUGCAGCUGGGGUAGCAGCAUGUUUGAGGAAGAAGGUGAACAAGUAUGCUAGGCUAGUUAGUGUGGCCAAUGAUACAUGAAGAAUAUUGAAGAGAGUUCACACACACGUGUGUGUGUGUGCGUGUGUGAAUUUGUAUCUUUAUAUAGUUUUUGUGUGUGUUGUUAUUUCUAAUAUUCAUGUGGGGGUUAGAAAGUGAUUUAUUUGUUAAUGUUUUCCUAAAUUAAUAAUCAAAAUUGUAUCGAUUAUUGUUUGUGCCA